Messenger RNA from Plasmodium yoelii, 876 nucleotides. RefSeq names its product PIR protein. The coding region runs from base 1 to 876 and encodes 291 amino acids. The transcript is spliced from 3 exons. NCBI's taxonomy places the organism in Eukaryota, Apicomplexa, Aconoidasida, Haemosporida, Plasmodiidae. The record is from RefSeq and is a predicted model, not a curated record.
AUGGAUGAUUCUAUAUGUUCAAAAUUUUAUAUUUUGAGGAAGUAUUUACCCGAUGAAUUAGAUGAAGAGGCAGAAUUCGAUCUAGAACAAAUUAGUGAUUUCCAAAAUUAUUGCCCUAAUAAAGACUGCAAAAGUGAACUCGAAAAAAUUACGAUUGGAUUUUUAUGGUUACUUGGACAAUGUUAUUCUGCAAUACAAAAUAAAAAACAUAAUAAAAAUAAUACUAAUACAUUUAUUCUAUAUAUGAUUUCAUGGUUUAGUUACAAAUUAAAGCAAAACUCAGAUCACCAAUCCACCCAAAUAAACGAUUUUUAUACUAAACAUGUAAUAAAUAAUCAUAAAUAUAAAAAAUUUAUAAAAGAAGCCUAUACAAUUGCAAAUCUUAAGGAAUUUAUGAAUGAACAAAAUGAUUUGCUGAAUAUUAAUAUUGAAGAUCUGUCUAAAUUUUAUGGUGCAUUCAAAUUAUUAUGUAGUAUGUAUGAUAAUGUUGAAACGAAUAAUUAUGGUACCACAUUGUCAAAUAAUGUGAAUGAUUUUAUUAAAAAAUAUAAAGAGCUCAACAAUGACUAUAAUAAUGAAGGUUCCCCACAUCGUCAAAUAUUGUCUACUUUAUCAACUGAUUAUAAUAAUUUAAAAAAUAAAUGUAAAGGUUGUACAUCCCUUCCAGAUAUAACAGACGUUUCUGCACUAGCAUCUGUAGAUACAUCAAGUUCGUCGAUAGGAAAUAAAUUAUUUACAGUUUUAUCGAUAUUUGGUGCAAUAGCAUUUUUUUUAGGAAUUUCUUAUAAGUAUUCGCUAUUUGGAUUUCGGAAACGAUUUCAAAAACAAUAUAUAAGAGAAAAAAUAAAAAAUAUAAAGAAGAAAAUGAAUCAUUAA